This is a messenger RNA of Epinephelus fuscoguttatus (brown-marbled grouper), 1219 nucleotides long. RefSeq lists its product as uncharacterized. NCBI's taxonomy places the organism in Eukaryota, Metazoa, Chordata, Actinopteri, Perciformes, Serranidae. Bases 263 to 712 code for a protein of 149 amino acids. The record is from RefSeq and is a predicted model, not a curated record. The transcript has 5 exons.
ACAUCCAGGCUGUGAGGGGGAAGGUGAAGAGGAUGAAGACCACGGACAACACGGUCAGCACCGCCCCGACGAUCUCCAUCACGCCGCCACUCCUCCUCCCUCCAUCUGCCGUAAUCAGAGGCAGCAGCAAGCUUCUGGACUUCUAUGGCGCCUGGAUCACAUCUCAGGGGGAGUGCAGAGCUGCUGUUUUUAGAAAUGAAGCUGUUGUGAGGCGUGUUUGGUGUUUGUGGUGGAUGUCUGUCAGUUGCAGUCUCUCCUCACCAUGGCAGCAGCUCUGCCGGUAUGUUACCACGGCAGCAUCACCAGAACGGAGUGUGAGGAGCUGCUGGGAAAAAAGAACAAGGAUGGAGCCUACUUGAUCCGCGACAGCGAGACCAUCCAGGGAGCCAUGUGUCUGUGUGUUUAUAAACAGAGGGUGGUGUAUACCUACAGACUGCUGCAGACACACACUGGACAAUAUACUCUCCUGACAGCAGGAGGUAUGAAUGAGACUUAUUUUAAGUCUUUGGACGAUCUGAUCCGUCACUAUAAAAGGAAGAACCAGGGCCUGGCCAUGCACCUGCGCCACUCUGUCAAAAGGAAGACGGCCAUGCUGUUCCGAAAAACUCAUGACUCAGCUGGGUCACAGAGGAGGCCUGUACCUGAAGAGGAACAUGACUAUGAAAAUGCUCCUGAAUCAUCUGAUUACGUUGAAGUCUUGCCUGACACAUGAGGAGAGAGGAAAAGGCAUUUUGUCUGAACUACGGGCAUUUAAAAAGGUUCACAGACUGGAUCAAAUUCAAAAUAAUGAAUAAGUGACUUGAUCAAAUGGGCACAUGCUGAAGAACACAGCUCUUCAUCUGCUUGUAUUUCUUUACUAAUAAGUGUAAAUGUGGGUUAGUCCACCACUGUGGUCCAGACUGAAAUAUCUCAACAACUACUGGAUGAGUUACCAUGACAUGUGGUUCAGACAUUUAUGAUCCCCAGAGGAUUGUAAUCACUUUGUUGAUCCUUUAACUCUUUGUCUAGCUCCAAUAUCUGUCAAAUAUUUUGUUUUGUGAUUUACAAAACUCAUUUUUUUAUACAGUAAACAGUAUACCUACUUAGCAUCAGCAUGUUGUUAACAUUCGUUGUGUGCAUGUGAACAUGCUAAUGUUAGCAUCAGUGGUGGAAGAAGUUUUCAGAUCUUUUGUACUGAAGGGUCAGCUCACCCCCAAACCAAAAUACAUAUUUUCUCUUA